GGCUCUUUAGAUACAAGGGAAUGCGGGAUUUACGGGAUCAUCGAUAACAUGGAGAUUGUUACACGUAAAGUAAUCAAGGACUCGAGUUGAAAUCUUCCAGAAAGCAAAAAUCAAAAACAUUGUCACACUGUAAUAUAGACAAAAUGAGGGGUUUAGCUUAACAAGUAUUUAUCGAUAUUUUCUCGCGUUGUUUUCCGCAUCACCACAUGAAGAGGCCAUCACAGCUCACCCCUUUUGUUCACCAUAGAGCCUCUAUAGAGUGUAGAAUACCUUGAACUCCCGGUUGUUGGGAUGGCGCUUAGACAGCACGAGCAGGAGCUUGCCCAUGUGCUCCUAACGGAGCUGCUGGCGUAAGUAGUUGGUCCGAAGUCAACAUUUAUGAAUGGUAGAGUAUAACGCGUCUCAUAACAGGUAUCAGUUCGCCAUGCCGGUGCGGUGGUCCGAAACGCAGAGUGUCCUCUUCGACAAGGCCGGCGUAGAGAAGCUAGUUGAGUUUGGACCAUCAACUACCCUCUUGAACAUGGCGAACAAAACCCUGGCCCAAUUCAACCAAGAGUCAGACGCAGUCAACGGAUUGAAGCGAUCUCUCCUCUCGAUCAGCACCAAUUAUGACGACCUGCGCUAUGAUACGCUCCCUCCUGUGGAGCUGGAAAGAAAGGAGAGCCCGAAGCUAGAGAAGAGCCCGGAUCCGAAACAUGCAACGGAACCGAUCGCUCUUGAGGCCCCUAUCCACGAAAAUGUGCCACCCGCAAAGGGAAACCUGCCCAUACCAGACGUCCCAAUUACCGCUUUGGAGUCAGUCAGCGCCCUUGUUGCAAGCAGCCUGAAGCGGCCUGCUUCGGAUCUCAAACUGGGAGACAGCAUAAAAGCUGUCUCAGGGGGUAGAUCCAUAGUACAGAACGAGAUAGUCGGAGACAUGUUAGAAGAAUUCGGACCAUUGGCCGACGAUGUCGAGAACGUACCCCUGGAAGAACUGGCUUCGAUAAUCCAGAAAUCGUACGACGGGAGGAUGAGAAAGUGCCUGAGAGCCCGCGUCGAGAAGAUGAUAUCGUCAAAGAUGCCCGGAUCGUUUGAUUUGAUAUCAGCCAGAUCUUUCUUGGAGGACAAAUGGCGUCUGGCUUCUGGGAGACAAGACGCGGUUCUUCUGAUCGCGCUUGGCCAGCAGCCGGCGGCGCGACUCAAGAAGAAUGAAGAGGCCGAAGCUUUCUUUGACGCUAUCGCCCAAGGGUACUUGACCAGCGCAGGGUUGUCGAGGCAAAGGAACGUGGAAGCGGCAGACCCAAAGCAGACACUUCUUGAUUUGAAAGUAGUCCAGCAGCUCCGCGAUGAGUAUUCUACGUUGAGAAAGAAGGUCGCCGCUCUCCUUUCCGACGACGAUGAAUCCGCGACAUCACCGUCGCAAACUAGCGACAAUUUCUCGCAGAUCCAGGAUAAGAUUGAUCUGUACGAGAGUGAGCUGGGCGAGGACUUCUGCAACGGCAUCAAGCCGACCUUCAACGCCGACCACCAACGAUCGUAUGAAUCCUCUUGGAACUGGGGCCAUGUCGACCUCAUCGACGAGUACUACAAGCUCAUCGGGUCAAAUACGAGCCCGCGGAACCUCGAGGCAGUUAUUGCUAGCCUGAGAGGUAGGAUGAGUGGCAGGCUCGAGAGAACCCGACAAUAUCUUCUAAGCAGAAUUUCGUCAUCCGGUAACGAUUCGAGGGAAUCCGUUAAAAAGCUGCUCGAAGGCCUCGGAAGUGACAAUUUUAGCGAGGAGGGCAGUUAUUCCCCGAGCACGCAAACAUCAAGCCCGGUGAUCAUACCACUGUCCGGAGCGGCCCAGGAGGCCCAUCCAAUUCUGUUACUCGAACCCACUCAGAUAGCCUCAAGCCAUCAAAGUCUCAGUCAGAAGCUUGGCAACCCCGGAUCUCCCCGCAUACUGAGGAGAGGGCAAGCAGCGUGGAAGCCCGAUCCGUGCUUGACGGCCUACAUGGGGCUCGAGAGUGCCAUCACGCCGACUACUUUUGCCGAGAAAAAUGUCCUCCUAACCGGCGCCGGCCCGAAUUCGAUAGGCAUCGCCCUCCUGGAGUUGCUCCUCCGGGGCGGCGCGAGGGUGCUCGUGACGACCAGCAGAGCGAUGCGUGACGCCGGGCCCAUCUACCAGGAGGUGUUCGCGCGGCACGGAGCGCGCGGGUCACGGCUCGUGGUCGUGCCGUGCAACCAGGGCAGCCAGCAGGAUGUAGAGCGGUUGGUGGCCCACGUUUACGACCCGGCGAAGGGCCUGGGGUGGGACCUGGACUUCGUGGUGCCGUUCGCGGCGGUGCCCGAGAAGGGCCGCGAGAUUGAUGCGAUCGACUCGCGGUCGGAGCUCGCGCACCGCGCCAUGCUGACCAACGUCCUGCGCAUCCUAGGCGCCGUUAAGGCGGCUAAGCAGGGGCGGGGGUCCCGCACCCGGCCCGCGCAGGUCCUGCUGCCGCUGUCCCCCAACCACGGCGCGUUCGGCGGCGACGGCUUGUACUCCGAGUCCAAGCUCGGCCUCACGGCGCUCCACAACAAGUGGUUUUCAGAGAGCUGGAGCGACUACUUGUGCCUGUGCGGCGUCGUUAUCGGCUGGACUCGGGGCACCGGCUUAAUGGCGGCCAACGACGCCAUCGCGGACGAGAUCGCUAAGCGCGGUAUCAUGACUUUCUCCACCGAAGAGAUGGCCCGACAUCUGGCCGCACUCAUGUCUGGCCGCGUGGUGUCCGUUUGCCAGACAGAAUGCCUCCUGGCGGACCUGAGCGGAGGCAUGGGCAGCGAUCCCGGCUUAGCCGAAUUCGUAGCGCAGAUACGGACCGAAAUUCGUCAGAGCGAUGAGAUCAGACGAGCUAUUUCCGACGAGGAAGCACUUGACGAGGGCAUUAUUCGAGGGAUUCUCGCUCCAACUCCCCCACCAAAUUCAACGCCACCGAUAUCGCCUAUGGAAGACUUAGAUCUGGGCUUCCCUAAGCUUCCAGAGUACGCUACCGAGAUAAAGCCCCUGAACGCCCAACUUGACGGCAUGGUGGACUUGGAAUCGGUCGUAGUGGUCGUAGGCUUCGCCGAGAUCGGGCCGUGGGGCAACUCGAGGACGAGAUGGGAGAUGGAACUCAACGGGGAGCUCUCGGUCCAGGGAUGCAUCGAGCUGGCCUGGAUGACCGGGCUCAUCAAGCACAAUCCGAAGCCGGCAGGCACCUCCUCACCGAGAGGCGCCGCUGGUGCCGCGUGGAUUGACGUAGAGACCGGCGCGCCCAUCCACGGGGUCGAGGUGAAGGCGAAGUACGAAAAGAAGAUCCUGGCGCACGCGGGGCUCCGGCUGAUCGAGCCGAGCCCGCUGGACCACCCGGACCGGGAGAGCCAGCAGUUCCUGCAGGAGGUCGUCGUCCAGCACGACCUGGAGCCGUUCACGGCGUCGCUAGACACGGCGACGGAGUUCGCGCGCGAGCACGGGGACAAGGUCGACGUGAGGCCGGUCGCGGGGAGCGACCAGUACUCGGUGCGGCUGCGCCGGGGCGCCACGGUCCUGGUGCCCAAGGCGCGGGCGUUCGACCGCAUCGUCGGCGGGCAGCUCCCGACGGGCUGGGACCCGACGGCGUACGGGCUGCCGGCGGACCUGUGCGAGAGCGUCGACCGGUGCACGCAGAUGGCGCUCGUGUGCGCGGCCGAGACGUUCCUGUCCGCCGGCAUCCCCGACGUCUACGAGCUCUAUGGCGGGAUGCACCCGUCCGAGCUGGCCAACUGCGUCGGGUCCGGCCUCGGCGGCGGCCGGUCCCUGCAGAAGCUCUACCGCCAGCGCUACCUCGACCGGCCGGUGCAGAGCGACAUCCUCGCCGAGGUGUUCGUCAACACGACCGGCGCCUGGCUCAACAUGCUCCUCAUGGGCGCCGCCGGCCCAACCCGCACGCCCGUCGGCGCUUGCGCCACUGCCCUCGAGUCCCUCAACCAGGGCUACGACCUGAUCGCGUCCGGAGCCGCCCGCGUCUGCCUCGUCGGCGGGUACGACGACAUGACCCAGGACACAUCAGCCGAGUUCGCGCGCAUGCGCGCCACCGCCGACAGCGCGGCCGACGUCCGGGGCCGCGGCCGCGCCCCCGCCGAGACCUCCCGCCCGUGCGCGGCGUCGCGCUGCGGCUUCGUCGAGGCCGAGGGCUGCGGCAUGCAGCUGCUCGCGAGCGCGCAGACCGCGCUCGAGCUCGGGCUCCCCGUCCGCGCCGUCGUCGCCCACGUCCAGACCGCUAGCGACGGCGUCGGCCGCUCCGUCCCCGCGCCCGGCAAGGGCAUCAUGGUCAACGUGCGCGAGGACCCGUCGGCCGCGCGCGGGCCGUCGCCGCUGCUCGACAUCGGCUACCGCCGGCGCCUGCUCGAGCGCGCCCUGGCGUCGAUCCGCGAGCAUCGAGAGCUGCUCUCUGCCCCGGAUGCGCCUGAGCCUAGUCCCUCCGGUUCCCUAGACGAGGAGGCCGAGCUCGCCUCGCGGCGCGAGGAGAGGGAGGCGCGGCGGCGGUUCGGCAACGGGUUCUGGACGCACGACGCGCGCAUCUCGCCGCUGCGCGGCGCGCUCGCAGUCUGGGGCCUGACGGCCGACGACAUCGGCGUGGCGUCGCUGCACGGGACGUCGACGGUGCUCAACGAGAAGAACGAGGUGGAAGUGCUGCACCGGCAACUGGCGCGGCUCGGGCGGACGCCGGGCAACGCGGCGCUCGCGGUGUGCCAGAAGUACCUGACGGGGCACCCCAAGGGCGCGGCGGCGGCGUGGAUGCUCAACGGGUGCUGCCAGAUCCUCGACGCGGGCGCCGUGCCGGGCAACCGCAACGCGGACGACAUCGACGCCGCGCUCGAGCCCUGGGAGCACCUCGCGUUCCCCGGGCGCACCAUCGCCGUCGGCGACGUGCGCGCCUUCACCGUCACGAGCUUCGGCUUCGGCCAGAAGGGCGCCCAGGCCCUCGGCGUCCACCCCCGGUUCCUAUUCGCGACAGUCGAUGAGCAGCGCUACGCCGAGUACUGUCGCCGCCGCCAGCGGCGCUAUUUCCGAGCGAAGCAGCACUUCCAGAACACGUUUUACGGUAGCCACAUGGUAGUACUGAAGGACGAUCCGCCAUACCCUAAAGAGCGCCAAGUCGAGGCUUUGGUUGAUGCAACUGCGAGAUUUGGAUGAUGGGGAAGACACUGCGGCGGAUUUCCUUUUCUCUCUCUUUUUCUCCAUGCGCUUUUACGAACGUCUCUCGCUUUAUUUUUCACUUCACGAACAUAUAUUAUGUAAUCCGCACGGAAGCGUUGGUUAUAAGAGAGACUGGGUAAGCCCAGCGAUGCCAUGACUCGCGGACACGGAGGAGCGGAGGAAUCUUUCUUACCCGGUGAGACUUUCGGGCGCGUAAUUGAAAUCCCAAUAUAACUCACAAUAUCACUUAUGAAAUGAUAUCUCACGAUUUAAGAGCUGGGGGUGUCUUAGAGACCCUGUAUGUGUGAUACUUGUGCAUCCGGUGAAAACUGCCAGAAGGGAAGCCAGCAUAUCGCGCGAUACGACAGAUGUGAUUAACCACAGCCACAAAAGCACUGGUACCAGAUUAAAAGUCGUAUGGCUCACACGAAGCGCCUACCAUACUACCACGCG
This is a messenger RNA of Durotheca rogersii, 5608 nucleotides long. RefSeq names its product putative 3-oxoacyl-synthase. Gene Ontology annotation, cellular component: fatty acid synthase complex. Gene Ontology annotation, molecular function: 3-oxoacyl-[acyl-carrier-protein] synthase activity; fatty acid synthase activity; holo-[acyl-carrier-protein] synthase activity. NCBI's taxonomy places the organism in Eukaryota, Fungi, Ascomycota, Sordariomycetes, Xylariales, Xylariaceae. Bases 383 to 5152 code for a protein of 1589 amino acids. The record is from RefSeq and is a predicted model, not a curated record. The transcript has a single exon. Gene Ontology annotation, biological process: long-chain fatty acid biosynthetic process.